Molecule: messenger RNA, 993 nt
Organism: Microtus ochrogaster (prairie vole)
Lineage: Eukaryota; Metazoa; Chordata; Mammalia; Rodentia; Cricetidae
Product: large ribosomal subunit protein uL18
Biological process (GO): ribosomal large subunit assembly; translation
Cellular component (GO): ribosome; cytosolic large ribosomal subunit
Molecular function (GO): 5S rRNA binding; structural constituent of ribosome
Source: RefSeq, a predicted model, not a curated record
GCGUGGAGCCGCGAUUGCGGGUUUCUGCUCCGCAUCAUGGGGUUUGUGAAAGUUGUUAAGAACAAGGCCUACUUCAAGAGAUACCAAGUGAGAUUUAGAAGGCGGCGAGAGGGUAAAACUGACUACUAUGCUCGGAAACGAUUAGUGAUCCAAGACAAAAAUAAGUACAACACACCCAAAUACAGGAUGAUAGUUCGUGUAACUAACAGAGACAUCAUCUGCCAGAUUGCCUAUGCCCGUAUAGAGGGGGACAUGAUAGUCUGCGCGGCCUAUGCACACGAGCUGCCGAAAUACGGAGUAAAAGUUGGCCUGACAAACUAUGCUGCUGCCUAUUGUACCAGCCUGCUGCUGGCCCGCAGGCUUCUCAAUAGGUUUGGUAUGGACAAGAUCUAUGAAGGCCAAGUGGAGGUGACUGGAGAUGAAUACAAUGUGGAAAGCAUCGAUGGUCAGCCUGGGGCCUUCACUUGCUAUUUGGAUGCUGGUCUUGCUCGAACUACAACUGGCAAUAAAGUUUUCGGGGCCCUGAAGGGAGCUGUGGAUGGAGGCUUGUCUAUUCCUCAUAGUACCAAACGAUUCCCUGGUUAUGAUUCUGAAAGCAAGGAGUUCAGCGCAGAGAUACACCGUAAGCACAUCAUGGGUCAGAAUGUCGCAGACUACAUGCGCUACCUAAUGGAGGAAGAUGAAGACGCUUACAAGAAACAGUUCUCUCAGUACAUAAAGAACAACGUUACUCCAGACAUGAUGGAGGAGAUGUAUAAGAAAGCCCAUGCUGCUAUACGAGAGAAUCCAGUCUAUGAAAAGAAGCCCAAGAGAGAAGUGAAGAAGAAGAGGUGGAACCGUCCCAAAAUGUCUCUUGCCCAGAAGAAAGAUCGGGUUGCUCAAAAGAAGGCAAGCUUCCUCAGAGCUCAGGAGCGGGCUGCUGACAGCUAAAGCAAUUUUCUAUGAAGAGUUUUUCAUAAAGAUAAUAAACUUAUUGACCAAGCAAAAAAAAAA